CAAGUUGUCAAACAAAAACGUCAAAAAAGAAAGAGUGGUGUUGUUGGCCCUGUUGGCUUUUGUAGAUUUUGUAGUUAAUUUAGUCAAAUAUUUAAUCACAUAACAACAUUUAUAAUGAAUUUUACGUAAACAUACUAAAUUAGAGAAUUAAGUUAAGCAUUGUAAGCCGUUACGCUCGACGUAAGGCCGUUAUAUCAUAAUGACAUUGUGUAUCAAAUAAAUAUCCAUGAAUUUGAUGGAUAUUGUCAAUAUGGAGGUGAGGGAGGCUGGUGAUGGGGCAGCCGCUGGGGACUGCGUGCGGCCUCCGAACAAACGUUACACCUGGGCGGAGGUACGGCAAGCGGUACACGAUCUACGAAAGGAAUUAUCCUCAUUAUCAACCAUGGUUCCUAUGGCCAUAUCAUUUCGGAGACUGGCCAAUGGGAAGAUCAGGAUAUACUUUCUGAGGACUCCGCAGAACGGAUGGGAGAUAACUCUCUUGUAUACCGAUAUCACUUUGUCAUCACAGCCCAAUAGUGCAAGGUUAGAUUGGAAGCCCCUCAUCGAGUCCAACGUAGCGUUAGGCGUGACCUCAGGCAAGUGGUCCCGCGAGGAACAACUGCUGUGGGAGCGCCAGCGCGUGGCCGCUUGGGGGAUAGCCUCAUACGAGCUCCAUCCCGCCGGCAGAGUUCUGUUCCCCUGCGCCUCGUCGCUGUUUGUGGCCGAUGAGGGGAAUAAUCAGUCGCCCCCGCUGGUGCCCCGGUCGCUGCACACGGGCGGCGGCGCCCCGCUGACGCCGGCGAUGUGUCCGCGCGCGGCGGCGCUGGUGGCGCACGCGGCGCGCGGCGACGUGUGGCUGGCGGGGGGCGUCGCUAGCCCGAAACGGCUGACGUUCGCGUGCAAGGGCCGCGAACCUGACCGGUUAGCAGACGACCCCAAACAGGCUGGGGUCCCGUGCUACGUCACCCAGGAGGAGUUCUCCCGGUACACCGGCUUCUGGUGGCAACCCACAACUGAUGAUGACGUAUAUAGAAUAGUAUACGAGGAGGUAGACGAGAGUGACGUGAAGAUAUUCAGCUUCCCCUCCUCACAGACCAGCAGCGGGGAGCUGGAGGAGUUCAGGUUCCCGCGGGCCGGCACGCCUAAUGCCAAGUCCACACUGAAAAUGGUGACGUUCAGAUUGCAGCGCGCUUCGCCCUCAACCGUUUUGGAUUAUUAUCAAGAAGGCGUAGCGGAUUCUUCGUCAGACGUCAAAGAACCCUUGGAAGUGACAGACUUACAAUGGUUUUCACUGCGGACUCCUCUGAAGGAAGCGUUCCCGUGGAGCGAGUACCUGGCCAGGGUCGGCUGGACGCCCGACGGGAAAUUCGUGUGGGUACAACUGCUGGACCGCAAGCAACAACGUCUGGAGCUGUGUCUCAUUCCACUCAGCUCGUUCAGUACUCCGUUCACAUAUGAUUCACAGGAGACGCCGAAAACACGUAACAGCGUGGAUCAGAAAAUAGAAGACAUACAAGUUCUAGUUUCGGAAGCGGCGCCUGACGCCUGGAUUAACGUGCACGACAUUUUGUACUUUCUACCGUCGACUGAAGAUCGAGUUUCCUUUAUCUGGGCCUCGGAGGAGACUGGCCACCUACAUUUAUAUCUAAUUACAUGUGCAAUAGUUAAGGAUCGACCGAGAUCCGUUAUAGAAAUGAUAACCGAAGACGAUGUGGUGGUUGGACCUAACAUUAUAAGCAAAGAAGCGAUCACGUCGGGCGAAUGGGAAGUCAUGGGGAAGAAUGUAUGGGUAGACGAGUCCCGUCAGCUGGUAUACUUCAUGGGGCUCCGCGAGACGCCGCUGGAGCGCCACCUGUACUGCGCGUCGUACGCGCGGCCCUCCGCCCCCGCGCUCCUCACCGCCGUGGGGCACUCCACUGCGGUACACAUUGACCGGGAGUGCACGACGGCGGUGAUAACAUCGUCCAACAUUAGCACCGUCCCGGUCACCAGGGUGUACAGGAUCGUGCACACUCCGGCGCCGGCGCUGCUGGUGCAGGGCACUCUCAUGGAGAGGGCCGCCUCAGAGUUGUCGGACACGCGGAGUAUCAACGGGUCGUGGGACAGUCGCUCCGGCGACGGGGACGACGAGUGCUCAGAUAGCGGGCUGCUUAUUAGAGAGAACACGCUAUCGCUGUCUCAGCUCCCCCCAGCUCAGAUCUACAGCACGUGGUUGUCGUGCGGCGCACGCGCAUACUGCGCGCUGUGGCGCAGCGCGCGAGGCGGGCGGAGCCCCACCGUGCUGCACGUGUACGGCGGGCCCGAGGUGCAGCUCGUCACUAACACUUACAAGGGUAUUAGACAGCUACGUAUGCAUAUGCUAGCCGCCCGGGGCUUUAACGUUGUGGCGGUGGACUCGCGCGGGUCCAAGCACCGGGGCCGCGCGUGGGAGAGCGCCAUCCGGGGCAAGAUGGGGCAGGUGGAACUGGACGACCAGGUCGAGGUCCUGCAGUGGCUGGCCAAAGAAACAGGAUGUAUCGACAUGGAACGAGUGGCGAUUCAUGGCUGGAGCUACGGUGGCUAUCUCUCAUUGCUGGGUCUGGCGACCCGUCCGAACGUGUUCAAAGUGUGUGUGGCCGGCGCUCCGGUGACCUCCUGGAGGCUCUACGACACGGCGUACACGGAGCGCUACAUGGGGCUCCCGCACGCGGCUCCGCACGCGUACACGCGCGCCAGUGUUCUAGCGCACACGCCUUUCUUCCCCGACCAGGAAGGUCGCCUUCUCAUAAUCCACGGACUUGCGGACGAGAAUGUACACUUCUGUCAUACAGCGGCGUUGCUCGCGGAACUCGUGCGACUCGGAAAACCUCACCGGGUCCAGGUAUAUCCGGGCGAGCGGCACUCGCUGCGUGCAAUGCACGCGGCUAAACACUACGAGGCGACGUUGCUUCACUUCUUACACGAAAACUUGUAAAAAAACCACUCAAACACACACACACACACACAUAUACAUACAUACAAGACAUAAACUCCAUCUUGUCAGUUUUUUCUUACAAGUCUUAUUAUGUAAAUUGUGUCAUGUAUUUUAUGAUUUCAGAGCGAUAUAAUUUUUGAAAUAAUAAAUUAAAAUAGACUUUUUGUAAAUCACUUUCGCGGUUAAUAAAUGUUUUACUUUAGAAUGUAUAGGUUUGAGCAAAUAUUUAAUACAUCAAUGGUUUGAACUGAUAUAUACAAUACAAUACAAUACAAAAUAUCUUUAUUGCCCGUAAAAGGGUGAUUUUCACGAGCGUUUGAACGCGGCGUGUAGCGUUUCAUUAGUGUCCGACAAUCAUUUUUUAAUAAAGAAUCUUUUUUUUUUUAAUUAAACAUUUCUACAAUUAACAUUGUACCAGUACUUUAGUUAUUUAUAAAAUAGGAUAAUUAAAUUGAUUACUGUGUGUGGUACAAUUUGAUAAACACUAAUAAGAACCCGUGACGGAGUACGAAACGCUCGUGAAAUUCUCCCAAAAAUAGUAUCGAUACAAAAUAUAUCAUAUAUGAUAUUUAUUUUAUAUUUAUAUUCAUGAUAUUUGAUUUGUUUUCAACGAAAUUCUACAAUAAAAAAAUAAAACAAAUAAAUAUAUAUUAUUUUCAUAUAAAUAUAUAUAUGAACAAAUCACACAGAUUGAGCUAGCCCCAAAGUAAGCUCGAGACUUGUGUUAUGGGAUACUGACUCAACGAUGCUAUAUUCUAUAAUAUACACAUUAUAGAUAAACAUCCAAGACCCAGAUCAAUCUGAAAAAUAUCAUUUCCCAUGUUGACCUGACCGGGGAUCGAACCCGGGACCUCCAGUACGCACACAAUAAGCACUGUGAAUAUUGUUUACAUGUUAAGAUUCGUAAGAAACGGCGUGUGGGACGGUAAAGAAAUUCGAAUUAGAUAUUCUCAGAGCGCUGCGGCCGCGCUGUCAUUACGAUCCGUCAAUUUUCCCGAGAAAGGAAUCAUUUCUGAAAUGGAUCAUUCACAAAAUUUACAUUGCCACAGUACAGAUUAAUUAUUGUAAAGUCAGACAGUGAAACUAAUUUUUGUCUUUGUUGAAAUUUGAAAAAUUUUAAUAACAGCGCGUGCGCAGCGAUCGAAACGCUCUGCGAAACACCCAAUAAUAUUUUACAACGAUAAUAUUGUAACCUUGAAAGAAUUUUGUUAAAAUAAAUACAUUAUUGUACAUACAGUAUAUACAGAAUAACAUAGUUUUGUUUUUUUUUAUUACUAAAAUGUCAUUUCUGACACAAGCUUUUAUUGCUGUCAGUGAGAUCUUAUUGCAAUCGAUGUGUGACAAAAAAAAAAUCAUGGCCGUACGGGGAGUUCCCACGUCUGGAGCGUUUCCUGAGUGCACCAGCAGGCGAUGCUUAUCAUAAUAAUGUAUUGUCAUCCAAACAAAUGAAUGAGAAAUUUCUGCUCAAUCGGUUGAAGAUAUCUGCUUCAAAAUUUAGUUGCAAGAUUUCCACCCGAGACAUCCAUCGCUUUAUUGCAAGUAAAAUCUUGUAAUAAAUAACGGCGAUGUGUCAUCUUUGCUGGCAACACUAGUGAUCUUACUUGAUACUAGCUUUUACCUAAAUAAUUGCCGGAGUAAAUCUGCUCCAACUCAACUGUCUCCACUCCACACCUAAAAUAUCUUUGAAAGAGAAAAUCAUUUAUUCGGCAAACACAUAAAAUCCAAACAUACAAAAGAGUAACGAAUAUAGAUCGAAUACAAUAUGUAAGCCGAAAUGGCGACCAGCUCAGCACGGUGCCGUGGUAUCGAGCCAAGGCGCUGAUUUUCAGCUGGAAUAUGUUGUUCCGUUUUGACGUGAAAGACGGACAAAUAAACACACUAGUAUGCAUUCAUAUUUAACUGCACAAGUGUUACUUUUAUACUGUAUACAUUUUUGAAAAUAAAUUAUAUAAAUACAUAUAUAGGACAAAUCACACAGAUUGAGCUAGCCCCAAAGUAAGUUCGAAACUUGUGUUAUGGGAUACUAACUCAACGAUACUAUAUUUUAUAACAAAUACAUAUAUAGAUAAACAUCCAAGACCGGGGCCAAUCAGAAAAAGAUAAUUUUUCCAUCAUAACCCGACCGGAGAUCGAACCCGGGACCUCCCGAUUCAGGGGCAAGCACUUUACCACUGCGCCACCGAGGUCGACGAUGCAUAAACAAAAAAAAUUACGUUAUCAUUUCAUAGUAUCCUAAUAUAAUAAAUGCGAAAAUAAAUUUGUUUGUUACCUCUUCACGCAUUAUCUACUAGACCGAUUGCUAUGAAAUUUGGUACACGGGUAUAUGUAUUAUAACCUGGAAUAACACAGCGUACUUUCUAUCUCGAAAUUCCCACGGGAUCGAAGCCCCGGAGCGCGGCUAGUAUUUCUAUAAAGUUAUUACAGUGUUACAAUAAGAAUUCACAACGGUCAGAAACACAAAUAUCCCUAAAUGAUAUAUUUAAGGUUCCUUACGUCAAAUAAUAUAGUUUCUUUUACAAAAAUGUCAUUUUUGCCACGAGCUUUUAUUGUCGUCAGAGAGAUCUUGGGACAUUUAACGGCUGACAAAAACCACACGUCCGUGCUGUAAAUGGUUGAAGGGUUUCCCCGUUUGGUUGUCAAUAUCUCGGAUUCGAAGCAACGUAUCGCGAUGAAACCUAUACCAGAUUUUAAGUUAGACCAUCAGCUAUACAACCGUGAAUACCGCAUCGAUUAAAUUAGUAAUUUUUGUGUGAUGCGUGAACAAACAUACAGACAGGCGAAAAUUUUAAAGAAAGGUUGGCUUCUAUUAACUUAGUCUCAUAUGUACAGACAGCCCACUUACAUUAUCUAUGUAUAGAUAUACCAAUAUAGUACCUACAGUAAAGCAUUUUAGACGAGGCGUUAGUCUGUCAGUCUGUAUAUAAAGUGAAGGAAAUAAAUUAAUGCGCUGUGUGCACUUGAUAUUGGGUUUUAUUUGCCAUAACAUGCUGUAUAUAACAUCUGUUUCUUUGUUAAAUUAUCGUUUGUUCGCCCGCGUUAUUUUCAACGGUAAUUUUAUUAUGACGUCUUUGGUACCGGAGUAAAUGACGCAGGCGUUCAAUAAAAUAUGAUUUGUUAUGAUUGUAUAAUUUUGUAACUGAAAUUGAAUAAAAGGUAUUUUACCAUCA
Plodia interpunctella (Indianmeal moth) is the source of this 6099-nucleotide messenger RNA. RefSeq names its product dipeptidyl peptidase 9-like. Lineage: Eukaryota; Metazoa; Arthropoda; Insecta; Lepidoptera; Pyralidae. Gene Ontology annotation, molecular function: dipeptidyl-peptidase activity; serine-type peptidase activity. The transcript has 19 exons. The coding region runs from base 227 to 2932 and encodes 901 amino acids. The record is from RefSeq and is a predicted model, not a curated record. Gene Ontology annotation, biological process: proteolysis.